Messenger RNA from Endocarpon pusillum Z07020, 1146 nucleotides. RefSeq lists its product as uncharacterized. NCBI's taxonomy places the organism in Eukaryota, Fungi, Ascomycota, Eurotiomycetes, Verrucariales, Verrucariaceae. The transcript is spliced from 5 exons. Bases 1 to 1146 code for a protein of 381 amino acids. The record is from RefSeq and is a predicted model, not a curated record.
AUGCGCAAAAAGUCUGUUGGGAAGUCAUUUCGAAAGAUCAACCUCGCCAGCACGGAUGACUUUGGCCCCAAAAAUGACAAGAUUAGGCUCUGGGUCAUCAACAAUGGAGGUACUUUUUCCACGCAGCUGAACGACGCAGUUACACACUUGGUGUGUUCCAAGAAGGCAUGGAAGAGUUACCCUGACAUUGUGCGGGACGCUCGAAGACAGCAUGUCAAAGUGAUCAGCCUCGACUGGCUUGAAGACUCGCUGCUUUCAUCCAGCAGGCGCCCCAAGCCGGAGAAGGAGUACGAGUGGGAAACUAUCAAAAGAAGACAGCAUGAAAAGGAGCAAGCGAUACAGAUCAAGAAAGAUAACGCCAUCAAGGAAGCGAUUGCCAAAUUUGACGAGCAUUGCAUCGAUUUUGAGGCCCAAAUGCAGACAAGUGGCUACCACCCGUAUACAGAUGCUGAUGGCUUCUGCUAUUCCAUCAUUCUCGUCCGAACAUUUCUUCUCGAAAAUCGCUUGGAAAAGCUCACCUUGAAGGUCAGACAACCCUCUACGCCAAGAACCAACUGGCCUGCAACGUCUUUGUACCCAUGUCCCCUACCUAUGUAUCUGUUUCCAGUGUCAGCUGGUCUGUCAUUGCACCCUGUUAUUCGCUACCCAGACUGCUUUCCAUCCAACCCCCCUUUGAAGGUCCCGAUCGUCAGACCAUGGGCUCAAGUUCUGCAGCUUUUCGAAUCCGACGCUAUUCCUCAUACCUACGCUUGCUACGUCAAGUAUACACGAAAGGGAGCUUCUGGGCGAGAGGUCCUGGCAAUACCUGGCAGUACCUGGGAAGUAGCCUUCGAUGCGUUCAGGAAGUUCUUCAAGACAAAAACAAGAAAGGACUGGAACGACCGACUAGACGGGAAGCCAGUGCCAAUCAGUAGCGAUGGGAAUGCCGAUGACCCUUUUCGAUACGAGCCUCCUCAAGGUCGCCAUGAACCCCGGGGCUUGGUGGAGGGAAAGACGAGGCUGGAAAGGGCCAAUGGGAUUAGACCAGACGGAGACGACAGUGUCACCAUGAUUGUGCCAACAAUCGAGAUUAGCGAUGAUGACGAUGUGGGGGAAGAGAGCCAUAUGGACCCGCACGCAUGUACUUCUCCGAGAACGGGCUGGUAG